Molecule: messenger RNA, 222 nt
Organism: Protopolystoma xenopodis
Lineage: Eukaryota; Metazoa; Platyhelminthes; Monogenea; Polystomatidea; Polystomatidae
Source: the annotation of a GenBank genome assembly
UGCACAGACAAAUGCACUGCUCUCGGCCAGGCAGAAGUGAAAGGAGAGUUGACGUGUGAACAGCUUGGCCGGCCGCUGCCAUUUCACCGAUGUCCAGUUGAGUCGAAGCCCAACGUCACCUGCGCCAAUCAGGCCUGCAAGUUCAAGUGGUGGGUCAGUCCGUGGUCAAAGGUGACUGUUCAAUUUUACUUGGCCUUUCUGCUUUGCAUUGUUGAAACUUAG